AUGGAACCACUCUUAUUGUCAUCCCAGGAGAUUUCAGGAUUCCCGUCUUCGGAAACAACAUCAGAAGUACCCCACUCUUCACCUGCAGAAUCACAACCGGUACCCCCUUCGCUAUGUGCAAGAUUGGCAGUGCCCCCUUGUCCAUCUGUGACAUCUGUAGUACCCCCUCCUUCAUCUAUGACAUCAACUGUACCUGCUUCACCAUGUGCAAUGUCUUUAUCUACGACAUCAGCAGCGCCCCCUUUUCCAGCUACAAUAUUGGCAGCACCCAACUCAGAACCUCACCAAAGGCAGUUGGAUCUGCUGGAGGAGCCCAUGGAGUGUAAAGCAUCAGUAGUGCAAAAAGACCAUAGUUAUACACUUCCACCCCCAGUUUCUCUCCACUUCCCUGUAGCUUCACCAGUAUCCAGCGAUAUUCCUGCAGCUUCACAACCAGAGGCCUCAAGCACAGAUGCCCCUUCGCCCCAGACUUCAAUUGAGGACGCUGCAUCGUAUCCUGACACAACGACGCGGGUGUCUUACGGUGUCGGAAGUUUAAGAGUAGUGCGAUGCCCUCACUGCUCGCUUCGUCUUUACAAAAAAAACCUGCAUGCCCAUAUGAAGAGGAAGCACGGAGGGCUGAAAGACAUCACUGCUGCUUCACAUCUUAAAAAUGUGUGUGUUGAUGAGACACGUGGAAUAUUUGCUGUCCAAAGAGUUGCUCAUGGGUUCUCUGUGCCGAUACAUGUACAGCGUAAAACAUGGGGAAAUCAUCAUCAGGUAAGGUGUGGGCUGGAGGAAUGUCACAAGUACCAGUUGCUUGCAAAGCAGAGUGGGCUAAUUUACAGUCUGUGUGAACACAUUCGAUCAUUGGACUACUGCACCAAGAUUGCAUGCGAGGACUUUCUUUAUCCAGAGUUUCUUGGGGAAUUGGUGUCUCUGCAUAUUGUCGAAGAGUCCAUGAUGGGCACCUGCCAGCUGAGGCAAGAAGCAGCAGAGAAAGACCAUGUGCCUUUUUCUGUAUUAGUGGAUUUGGGAGGUUCCACACAUCAACUUUGUCUCUCUGUUCAUGAGCCCAAAAUAUGCAGUUUCUCCUCCUUUGGCAGAGUUAUAGUUACUUAUAAUUUGAAAAAACAAACCUGGCACUGCCCCUGUACCAGCCCUCAAAAAUCCUGUCCACAUAAGAGCAUUGGCAAAUGGCACAUAUUCCAAACCAGGAAAGAUCUCCUGCCUGCAUCAACUCAAGAGACAUUUCAGUCUCAUUCUAAUCCUGCUUCCACAGAGCUGGAGAGAAGUGUGAGAUACACUUACGCAGAGAAGAAAAUACCUGCAACUCUUCCUGGAGCUGCCACUGCUCCUAGAGCGCUGACCGAUUAUCCUGCAUGUUUGAUUCCUACUGAAGAAACAUGUAAACUCUGUCCAGGCCAUCCCAGAUUAGAAGAUGGAUGUCUCAUCACAGACAAAGCUACAAUAGUUGGCAUGAACGGUGUAAAUCACAACACCUCGACUUGCAAUAAAAGAUGCCCUAAAUGCCACAUGGACUACCGGUACCAGGAAUGGCAAGAUGGUCUUCACAACUUUAAUGACCAUGUCAUCUUGACACUACAUUUUUGCCUCUAUAUGCGGUACAACCUACAGAAUCAUGUGUCAGUGUCCAGAAUGAUCAGCUGUUUGGAGAGUUUUCUGGGCCAAAAGUUUCCUGCGGUCAACAUCAUUUUCCAAGCCUAUUGUCACUUUGAAGCACUGAACAACACAGAGUACAGUUACUCCUGUAUGAACUGUGGCUUUUUCCCUGCUGUUGUCAUGAUGGACCUCCACAGAAACCGUGUCUCCAAACUGAAGAUGAGUGAAUUGAAAACACCCCCUGAAGACUUUGAUGGAGAGCACAAGAUCGAGGACUUCUGGGAAUCUGUUCAUCUGGAAAUGAUCAGUCGAGGCUUUUUUCCCAACUCUUCAACAAAUCCAUUUGUGGUUCAUCCAUCUUAUGAACACUGGGCUCCUUGGAUUGGGAAGGAAACCCGUAAAUCUGACUGUGUCCUCAACACUGAAUUCAGAAAGAUGCCAACAUCUGAAACUGAGGGAAAACUGAGCAGUGUGACUACCGACCGUCUUUGUGAAGAUUUGUUCAAACAAAAUGAAUCAACUCUACAAAGUCUGUGCAAAAGUUGCGGUGUUGAUUCUAAUGGAUGUCGUGUAGAUCUGAUCUUGCGGCUGAGGGAGAAUCUGAGUGAUCGUCAGACCUUUGUCAAAGUGUAUCAGUCUAUCUGGGGUACCUCUGGAGGAUGGUGUGUAGUUUCUUGCCCCCAUGGCAUCGUUUACAGUCUGAAAUUCAACCUGCAGACAGUAAGUCCGAGAGAUUUCGCCGACCUUCUGCUGUCAUGGAAACAUUUCCCAAAUGUCUGCCUGUAUGACUCUGCACAUGGCUUAGCAACACACACAAAUUCAAGAGUUCCUGACAAACCCCCAUUUCAUCCACAUGAAGGAAAACCAGCUGCUCAGACAACAAAAAACUUGACUAAAGCUGUUCAUCGAAAAUUCAAAGUGUCCCUGCCAUGGCUCAGAGAAAAACUUGAGCAUUCAGAAGAAAAUGGACAUCCGAUAACUGGAUCAAGCCACCAUUAUGCACUUCACCAGGGUAACACAAAGGACCCACAUGAUGUGUUACGAAGGGUUAAUCUGGUACCAGAACUCAAGGACUGUGUAAAUAAUAAGUCAGUGAAGCGGCUGCUCGCUUACAUGAGAAAAAACAAUUAUUUCCUCAACAGCAUGACUCCUUCCACACACGUAUUCCUAAUGAGGAACAUGAUCCAACACAGGAAUGCUCGUUGUAACACACAGCUUGUGGAAACAGUUAAAAAUUAGUUCAGUAACACUAACUUUUGGACCCCAUUGUCAAGUCUGAUAUGGGUCAGACUGCCAUGGAUGUGUAGAUCAGAAAGUCCUCACUGAUGCUAAUCACAUGAAACAAUUUCAUUUUGAAAGGAUUCAAUGUAUAAAUCACACAAAUAUUUAGUUUAUUUCUUUGAAAAGGCUAAUUUUCCUAAAACAGCCGGUCACUGUAAUAACUUAAAUUAUUACUCA
Scomber japonicus (chub mackerel) is the source of this 3060-nucleotide messenger RNA. RefSeq lists its product as uncharacterized. The coding region runs from base 1 to 2841 and encodes 946 amino acids. The transcript is spliced from 7 exons. The record is from RefSeq and is a predicted model, not a curated record. NCBI's taxonomy places the organism in Eukaryota, Metazoa, Chordata, Actinopteri, Scombriformes, Scombridae.